Melampsora larici-populina 98AG31 is the source of this 444-nucleotide messenger RNA. RefSeq lists its product as uncharacterized. The record is from RefSeq and is a predicted model, not a curated record. The coding region runs from base 1 to 444 and encodes 147 amino acids. NCBI's taxonomy places the organism in Eukaryota, Fungi, Basidiomycota, Pucciniomycetes, Pucciniales, Melampsoraceae. The transcript is spliced from 4 exons.
AUGCAAUCUUAUAAGUUCUUAACUGCUGGAUUAAUGCUUGUCCUUGCAACAUCAGUUCUCGGGCAGAACUUGACAUUUGUAUCUCCUGCUGCAGGCACAGUAGUCAAACCUGGACAAAAAGUCACCCUACAGUUGAAAUUUCAAUCUACGUCUCCAUCCGUCUCACAGAUCGCUUGGCAGCUUGGACUCAACGGCUUAGAAAAGGAUCUCAUCUCCCUGGGUCGCCCACUUGUAGCAAGCCUUGGCCCUGAGGAUACCGGUGCAACAUACAAGGAGGACGAGCAAACUUAUUACUGGGAUGUCACUUUACCCGCUGCAGACAAAUUUUUGGAUGGAUUUGACAAGACUUACCGAUUGACCCUUUCGCAGUACUACGUAGAUACAAAUGGUUUUGCCCCCAACAAAAAUCUUGUAUCUGUUCUGGUAAACGUUCAAAAGGAUUGA